GUAUGCAACCGUUGGAGAUUAGGAAACUGUGCCUAAAUCGGAACUCCACUGCGCGCCAUCUUGGCUCGAGGGAGACUCUGGAAUACUAAUCCAGACCCACUCUCCCGGGCCAUUUCGGCUCUGGUCGGACUAGUUUCCUGGACGAUAGAGGGAGGAGUCUGGCAUUUCUGGAAGUCGGAGGGACAGCCAGUCAAAGCCAGCCAGCAUCUAAGGCAGCGUAGGAACUGGAGCAACGGUGGACGAAGGGUCGGCUGCGUUGGAGUCGGUUGGAAUACGAUAUAAUUUCUAUAUUUACAAGCACAGACGGUGUAUGCAGCAGAGUAGUCGUCGACAUGCACGUGAACGUCUUCCAUUUGGGCUCGGGAAGCUGAAGCAUAUUGUAACCGAUCAUAUUACGUGUUCGGUGGGAUAAGCCAUCUGUGAUACAUUGGGUGUGCACAGCGCAGUAACGGCGCGAGCCAACCGGUUGUUCCGUCGACAGCUAGCUCAUAUUAACCCAGCUAGCCAACCAUUUUUGAGAGCCCUGUUAGCUUGCGGUGAAGAGAGCAUCUUGGUCGUUGCGGGUAGCGUCCGUGGAUGCUGCUGAGGGACCCCUGAGUCUGGCAGCACACAACAGUGAGAUUCUACCCUGAGGUAUGCAUAGAGGGGUGUUUUUCUGCAAACGAGCGAGGAAAUCUCCACGCCCCGGAGUCUGGUCUGUGGUUACUGCUUAGCUAGCUCGCUGGCUAGCCAGCCUACCGGGAUUGUAGCUCAAGUGAAGGUGGGGCUGCGGAGUGACAGUCUUGGACCCCAGCUAGUGUGGCUAGCCGGCUAGCUUGGACUCUUUAGUGGACACUGUUUUUCUGUCACUGACAUUGAAGGGUGUAAAUUACCAGGAGUGCGAAGUCUGGCACAAUAGUGGCCACAUUUAUCGAAAAUACGUCGAGUCAGUGAAUCCUCCAAAACCCGUGUGGGUGGGAUAUCUUGAGGAGAGCAUCCUCGUUUACCUGUAUGACCAUGGCGGACGACGACGUGCUGUUCGAGGAUGUCUACGAGCUGUGCGAGGUGAUUGGCAAGGGUCCCUUCAGUGUGGUGAGACGCUGCAUCAACAGGGACACAGGCCAGCAGUUUGCUGUAAAGAUCGUCGAUGUGGCCAGUUUCACCUCCAGCCCUGGCCUCAGCACAGAAGAUCUGAAGCGAGAGGCCAGUAUCUGCCACAUGCUGAAACACCCCCACAUUGUGGAGCUGCUGGAGACCUAUAGCUCUGAUGGCAUGCUUUACAUGGUAUUUGAAUUCAUGGAUGGAGCAGACCUGUGUUUUGAAAUAGUGAAGAGAGCUGAUGCUGGGUUUGUGUACAGCGAAGCAGUGGCCAGCCACUACAUGAGGCAGAUUUUGGAGGCACUUCGGUACUGCCACGACAACAAUGUGAUUCAUCGUGAUGUAAAGCCUCACUGUGUGCUGUUGGCCUCAAAGGAGAACUCUGCUCCAGUCAAGCUGGGAGGGUUUGGAGUGGCAAUACAGCUGGGAGAGUCUGGUUUGGUAGCCGGAGGCCGAGUCGGUACUCCCCACUUCAUGGCCCCAGAGGUAGUCAAGAGGGAGCCAUAUGGCAAGCCGGUGGAUGUGUGGGGAUGUGGAGUCAUCCUCUUCAUCCUCCUGUCUGGCUGCCUUCCUUUCUACGGCACCAAGGAGCGUUUGUUUGAGGCCAUCAUCAAGGGGAAAUACAAGAUGAACCCACGCCAGUGGACCCACAUUUCGGAGAGUGCCAAAGACCUGGUCAGACGCAUGCUGAUGCUGGACCCUGCUGAGAGAAUCACUGUCUACGAGGCCCUCAACCACCCCUGGCUGAAGGAGAGGGACAGGUAUGCCUACAAGAUCCACCUGCCUGAAACAGUGGAGCAGCUGAGGAAGUUCAAUGCCAGGAGGAAGCUGAAGGGUGCUGUGCUGGCUGCUGUUUCCAGCCACAAAUUUAAUUCCUACUAUGGCGACCCCCCGGAGGAGCUGCAUGACUUCUCAGAUGACCCCACCUCUUCAGGAGCAGUAUCACAGGUUUUGGACAGUCUAGAGGAGAUUCAUGCAUUGACGGACUGCAGCGAGAAAGACAUGGACUUCCUCCACAGUGUCUUCCAGGAUCAGCACCUCCACACACUGUUGGAUCUUUAUGACAAAAUCAACACCAGAUCAUCCCCUCAGAUCAGAAAUCCUCCUAGUGAUGGAGUGCAGAGAGCCAAAGAGGUACUGGAAACCAUCUCAUGUUACCCAGAGAACAUGGAGGCCAAGGAGCUCAGGAGGAUCCUCACACAGCCACACUUCAUGGCUCUCCUGCAGACCCAUGAUGUGGUGGCCCAUGAGGUCUACAGCGACGAGGCACUGAGGGUUACACCUCCACCCACUUCACCUUACCUGAACGGAGACUCCCCAGACAGCACCAACGGAGACAUGGACCUGGAGAACGUCACCAGGGUUCGCCUGGUCCAGUUUCAGAAGAACACUGAUGAGCCCAUGGGCAUCACUCUGAAAAUGAACGACCUCAACCACUGCAUUGUGGCCCGAAUCAUGCACGGUGGAAUGAUUCAUCGACAAGGGACUCUACAUGUCGGAGAUGAGAUCCGAGAGAUUAAUGGCAUCAGCGUGGCCAAUCAGACGGUUGAACAGCUCCAAAAGAUGCUGAGGGAGAUGAGGGGAAGCAUCACCUUCAAGAUUGUACCCAGUUACCGGUCCCAGUCCAUGUCUUGUGAGAAAGAGUCACCAGAUUUGUCCCGACAGUCGCCUGCAAAUGGUCAUGCCAGUGUCACAAGCUCCAUCCUGGACCUGCCAUCGACGAUUCAGCCCAAAGGCCGUCUGAUCUCCAGAUCUGCUAUCAAGGACAAAUUGUCCAUCAAGAUUUACGUACGUGCUCAGUUCGAGUAUGACCCGGCCAAAGACGAUCUCAUCCCGUGCAAGGAGGCAGGCAUUCGCUUCCGGGUGGGUGACAUCAUACAGAUCAUCUCCAAGGACGACCACAACUGGUGGCAGGGAAAGCUGGAAAACACCAAGAACGGCACCGCAGGCCUCAUCCCAUCACCUGAGCUACAGGAGUGGCGUGUGGCGUGUAUAGCCAUGGAGAAGACCAAACAGGAACAGCAAGCCAGUUGUACCUGGUUUGGCAAGAAGAAGAAACAGUACAAAGACAAGUACCUGGCCAAGCACAAUGCAGUGUUUGAUCAACUAGAUCUGGUGACAUACGAGGAAGUGGUCAAAGUGCCAUCCUUUAAGAGGAAAACACUGGUCUUGCUUGGUGCACAUGGAGUUGGUAGGAGGCACAUCAAGAACACGCUCAUUACCAAACAUCCUGACCGCUUUGCCUACCCCAUCCCUCACACGACUCGGCCUCCGAAGAAGGAUGAGGAGAACGGAAAGAACUACUACUUUGUGUCUCACGACCAGAUGAUGCAGGACAUCAGCAACAAUGACUACCUGGAGUAUGGCAGCCACGAGGACGCCAUGUAUGGAACCAGGCUGGAGACUAUCAGGCAGAUCCAUGCACAGGGCAUGAUCUCCAUCCUGGAUGUUGAACCACAGGCACUAAAGAUUCUCAGGACAGCUGAGUUUGCUCCCUAUGUUGUCUUCAUCGCAGCUCCCACCAUCACCCCAGGCAUGACCGAGGAUGACUCCCUUCAGCGGCUCCAGAAGGAGUCGGAGAUGCUGCAGCGGACCUACGCUCACUACUUCGACCAGACCAUCAUCAACAACGAGAUCGACGACACCAUCCGACUGCUGGAGGAGGCUGUGGACCUGGUGUCCACCACCCCCCAGUGGGUCCCCGUCUCCUGGGUCUACUGACAUACGCUCGGUGGCAGUUGGCUCAUCGCCCUGAUCGAUCCAUCGCCGAUCCAGCACUGAUGCUAAACUUUGGUCCCCUUCAAUCGCGUCUCUCAUCAGAAUCAUGCAUUUGUGUAGAUAAACUGUUGUUGAAAAAAGAGGGAAAUGAAGAAACUAAGGACUCGCUACAGACUUCAUCCGGCCCCGACCCCCUUUUUCUCAACAGCCUCAAAGGCAUAUCGUUGUGUACAUAUAUACAUAUAUAUAUAAAUGAUAAAAAAAACUAAGUGAAUAUGGUUCUGUCCUUCUAUAGUUGAGGGGUUGGGAGUGGAGGGGCAAUGUGGUAGAUAUUUUGUACUUUUCUUUUGUAAUUGAUGGAUGGGUGGUAACAUUGGAAAGGCAAUAGUGAGCAUGACCAUAAAGCAGUCUUGUGUGGGUGCCUGUGUGUGUGUUGACCUUUAAAGGCACUUCUUGUGGUACUCUGUGUCCUCCCCCCUCCGACGUCCCCCCCCCCCCAAUGUCCUCGGCUCCUGUAACAAACAAGCCGAACUUUGAAGCACAUUAGAAACUGCUAUAGUGGCGACAAGUAACUCCCUCAGCUCCACAUGCAAGUUCGAGAGAAGCAAAAAAAAAAAAAAAAGAAGCACAGGAAACUUGGCAGUUUCUCCCCCCUCCUCCCCCCUCCUCCCCCCCCCUCAGUCCUUUGUUUAUUCCACUGGCCCUCUGUGCCUGUCAGUUUGUUGAAGGAGCGCACUGCAUCUCCUCUACGCUGUCUUUCCGUGUGUCGCUGUAGCCUCUUCUCAACCUCCGACGGUCUUUGUUUACAUCUCGGUUUGCACAAAAAUGGACAAAGGAGACAACGUGCACUGCAUCUCAACUGCACUCACAGUUUUCAUUUAGCCUCUUUAGCCGACGCUCUUCUGGCUGUGUUUACCCCUCUCUCUCUCCCUCUGUACGUGAUCUGCUAAUCAAUGGACCUGGAAUAUCCUUCUUGGGGCACAAUCAGCUAUGGAAAAAGCGCCUGCAACCACCGCUGAACGUGGCUCCUGAGCUAGAAGACAUACAGACUGCCUUUUCAGAGCCUCGGGGAAGUAACACCUAUGCACACCCCUGGUUUCUGCCAAGCAGACAGCCACAACAGAUUCCUUCUUUCUUAACAAAACUCGCUCAAGUGUUCACAGCAACGUCUGUGUGGAAGGGGAGGGCCUCAUGUAGGUGGGACGAAUCCAAUCCCAGAGCCACCAGUUUUGGAACUGUUAACUGUUGUCUUUAAAAAAAUAUAUAUAUAAACGGAGUAUUCUUGUUUUGAGGGAGAGAAAAAUAUCUCUAACUUUUGUGUGUAAAUGUUUCAAUGGUGCGUACGUCAUACGAGUGAAUUACCAAGAGCCAGUGUAUAUUAAUCCUUAAAAGAAGCUCAGUGUGUGACAUAACUUCUUCAUGCUUUACCAGAAGUGUCACAAAGCUGCCCCACCUGCAGGAAGUCAGUAUGUGCGUCAGUCGAAGGGUCUUUUAAAAAAAAAACAACAACAAUAAUAAUAAUAAUAAUAAAUAAAAGAAGAACUGUGGUGUGGCUGCUCUUGUUCCACUUCAAGUAAAGUGUUUUCAUUUCAAGUCCUGUGUAAAUUACCUCUGCAAAUGACAAAAGCAGCUCUUCUGUAUGAAUUGUUGUUCUUUUUUUUGUUAUUUCAUUUUUAAAAAAAAAAAUAUAUUUCCUUUUAUGUGUUUAAAGUAAA
Messenger RNA from Scatophagus argus, 5510 nucleotides. RefSeq names its product peripheral plasma membrane protein CASK-like. Lineage: Eukaryota; Metazoa; Chordata; Actinopteri; Scatophagidae. Gene Ontology annotation, cellular component: plasma membrane; cell-cell junction; basolateral plasma membrane. The record is from RefSeq and is a predicted model, not a curated record. Bases 991 to 3798 code for a protein of 935 amino acids. Gene Ontology annotation, molecular function: signaling receptor binding; ATP binding; protein kinase activity. Gene Ontology annotation, biological process: regulation of neurotransmitter secretion; protein phosphorylation. The transcript has 27 exons.